UCCGCGCCGCGGACGGACUGGACGCGCGAGGAGAUCGCGGCCGUCUACGACGCGCCGCUCCUCGAGCUCCUGCGCGACGCCGCGGCCGUGCACCGGGCGCACUGGGACUCGCGGGACGUGCAGCAGUGCACGCUCCUGUCCAUCAAGACGGGGGGCUGCACGGAGGACUGCGGCUACUGCAGCCAGAGCGUGCGGCACAAGACGCACGUGAAGCCGACGCGGCAGCUGCCCGUGGACGACGUCCUCGCGGCGGCGAAGCGCGCCAAGGCCGCGGGCUCGUCCCGCUUCUGCAUGGGCGCGGCCUGGCGCGAGCUCGGCAACAAGAAGAAGGCCUUCCGCGAGAUCCUCGAGAUGGUCGAGAAGGUCAACGCCGAGGGCUUGGAGGUCUGCGCGACGCUGGGCAUGCUCGACGAGGAGCAGGCGCGGCAGCUCAAGGACGCGGGGCUCACGGCCUACAACCACAACCUGGACACGUCCCGCGAGUUCUACCCGUCGGUGAUCUCCACGCGGACCUACGACGACCGCCUCGCGACGAUCGCGAACGUCCAGAAGGCGGGCAUCUCCGUCUGCUCGGGGGGCAUCCUGGGCCUCGGCGAGGAGGAGAAGGACCGCGUCGGGCUCCUGCACGAGCUCGCGAACCUCCCCGGGGGGCACCCGGAGUCCGUGCCCAUCAACGCUUUGGUCGCCGUCCCGGGCACGCCCAUCGGCGACGGCGGCAAG
Messenger RNA from Aureococcus anophagefferens, 720 nucleotides. RefSeq lists its product as hypothetical. Gene Ontology annotation, molecular function: 2 iron, 2 sulfur cluster binding; biotin synthase activity. Gene Ontology annotation, cellular component: mitochondrion. The transcript has a single exon. The annotation marks the transcript as partial. NCBI's taxonomy places the organism in Eukaryota, Pelagophyceae, Pelagomonadales, Pelagomonadaceae. The record is from RefSeq and is a predicted model, not a curated record. Gene Ontology annotation, biological process: biotin biosynthetic process.